Rasamsonia emersonii CBS 393.64 is the source of this 1533-nucleotide messenger RNA. RefSeq names its product Pantothenate transporter liz1. The record is from RefSeq and is a predicted model, not a curated record. Gene Ontology annotation, molecular function: transmembrane transporter activity. Gene Ontology annotation, biological process: transmembrane transport. Bases 1 to 1533 code for a protein of 510 amino acids. The transcript has 17 exons. Gene Ontology annotation, cellular component: membrane. NCBI's taxonomy places the organism in Eukaryota, Fungi, Ascomycota, Eurotiomycetes, Eurotiales, Trichocomaceae.
AUGUCGAAACAGGAAUGCAGAAACGAAACAUCAGAGGAGGAGAAUAAAUAUUCCAGCAUAUACAGCGAUAAACAUGCAUGCUUUCCUCAUUUUCAACUAUUGACUCUUGUUCCCAAAUUUCCUGUGUUUCGCUCUUUCAUAUGGGAUACCGACUCCCAUCUGAAAUCGCCCGAGGAGCGGAAGCUGGUGCGCAAGCUGGACUUUGCGCUGUUGACGAUAGGCUGCGUGGGGUUUUUCCUCAAAUAUCUCGACCAAACAAACCUCACGAAUGCUUACGUUAGCGGCAUGCAAGAGGACCUCAAAAUGUUCGGCAAUCAAUAUACCUAUGCAAACGCCGCCUACACCGUCGCCUACGCCAUCAUGCAGAUCCCCUCGACGCUCAUCAUUCAAAAGAUUCGUCCCAGUUACUGGCUCGCCGCGAUGGAGGUUGGCUGGGGCGUGUUCACGAUGGCGCAGGCGGGCUUGACCAACUACGGCCAGCUGUACGCGUUUCGCUUCCUGAUCGGGUUGUUCGAGAGUUCUUUUUUUCCGUGUAUGCUGUACGUUUUGGGGUCGUGGUACACGAAGACCGAACUGGCCAAACGAACUGCCAUCUUCCACAUGACUGCUCCUCUAGGUUCUGCGUUCAGCGGCUACCUGCAAGCCGCCGUUUACGAAAAUCUCAACGGCCAUCACGGUAUCGCUGGCUGGAGAUGGCUGUAUCUCGUCUGUGGUUGCAUGACCGUCCCCGUCGGCAUUGCUACCUUCCUCUUCUACCCCGACGUCCCGCACAACACGCGUGUCUGGUAUCUCAAUGACGAGGAGAUUCGCCUAUCGCUGGACAGGGUGGCGAAGGCUGGCAAAGCGGCACCAGCAAAGAUUACCUUCUCAACAUUUCAUCGUGUCGCAAAGAGAUGGAUUGUACGGAUCCAGCUGCGGCGCAAGCAGCUACUUCGCCAUCUGGCUCAAGGCAGAAAACUUCUCCGUCGCAGACCGGAAUAUCAUCCCGACGGGGACGAACCUGAUCUCUGCGUUUUGCGUCGUGUUGAUUACACUGAGAAUCGGUUUGCGUGGGUGCUAAUACCGCUGGUUUACGGCCUCAUCCCUAACGGCAUCCUGGCCGCGUGGCCGAAAAGUGUACCGCUGAAGGAAUUCGCUUUCUUGACCGAUGGUGUUCAGCUGAUGACUGCCAUAUUCUACACAUGGGCCAACGAGGUCUGCUCUGAUGACAACGAGGAACGUGCCCUCGUCGUCAGCAGCAUGAACGGGUUUCAAUAUGCCGUGGCAGCCUGGCUCCCAGUGGUCAUCUUCCCGCAGACUGAGGCACCGUCGUUCCGACGCGGCUACCCAGCAACCUUCGCCUUCGUCAUCGCGGCCAUAGUGGUCGUCGUCAUUACUCAGCUUCUGGUCAUCCGGGAGAAGCGUCAAAAGGCGAGGGCAGUAGACAGAGCAGCGGCGGUGGGACGAGAAGUGGAGCGUGUCGACUACCAGAGCAAGAACCCCACGCCCACGAUAUCCGAUGUAGCACACAAUUUGUCAGGCGAGUCAGUAUAA